This is a messenger RNA of Cicer arietinum (chickpea), 1701 nucleotides long. RefSeq lists its product as uncharacterized. NCBI's taxonomy places the organism in Eukaryota, Viridiplantae, Streptophyta, Magnoliopsida, Fabales, Fabaceae. The record is from RefSeq and is a predicted model, not a curated record. Gene Ontology annotation, molecular function: zinc ion binding; nucleic acid binding.
UAUUUGAGAAAGAGUUUGUCUGAGUAUUGUUGAGAGCAGAAAGAAACGACAUAUUAAGCGUAAUGAGAUUGAGACGAGUGUUUUUUCUCCAUUAGUCUCCUCUCCUGUAUAUUUUUGGUGUCAAGCACUGCAACGCACAUUUCGUGAACAACACACAAUCAAUACAACGCGCUCAUCCACGCGUGUCUGUGUAGUUCUCAAUUCUCAUAAAAACUCGCAAUCAUUCCCGCUUGUUUCUUCAUUUAAGUUUCAACAUUUUCUUCAAUGGAGUUCAAAUUUCGUGCCAUAGACAACAUCAAACCAUCACCCACCUCUCGUUCUCUCUCCACCGUCGCUUACAUCCCUGAUCGAUCACUUCAACUUCCAUCAUCAUUGGACGGUGAUUUUUCUCGCUACCGAGUACCGUUAGUCGGCGAGGCAUUGCGACGGGAGCUCGAGAAAGAACAAAUCCGCCGCGAGAUAAUCGCUGGCGAGAUUUCCCGGCGGAGAGAGUUGGAGGAGGAAGUUAGAAGGGAACUUGCGCUGGAGAGAGCGUUGGGAAUUCCAAUGCAGAGGCCGCUCUCAUUUCAGGAACGAUUGUCUCCGUGGUCAAACCAUGUUGCUUCUGUUGAUGAUCGCAUCGGUGCGUCGACGCAACAACCAUUCGUUAUGCCUCUUCCUCCACAGAUCACUGACAACAAGGACAAAGUUAUCGUGUUGGCUAAGCCAGAUCCUGGUCUCUAUAAUGCAAAGCGAAAAGCAAUGGUGCCUGUUGUUGAUGACCCCGAGCCUUCUGCAUUUGGUUUGAAGAAAAAAUCCAAGGAGGAGUGGAGUUGUGCUCUGUGUGAGAUUAAAGCCACAAGUGAGAGUGGCUUGAAUGCUCAUCUGAAUGGUAAGAAGCACAAAGCCAAGGAAGCAGGUCACAAUAUUCGGAAGAAUAAUAAAAGCAACAAAGCAUUUUUGUCGCGAAUGAAAACAGAAAAAACUGUGAAGGCUACUGAAACCAUCGGUACCACAAAGUCAGGGUUGGAUGCAAAAACAGAUCAACAACCUGCCCAACCUUGCAUAGCCUUGGGGAUGAUGAAUGAGACUGUGGUUGAUAAAGGUGUAGCAGAAUCUAUAAAUGUGGAGAAGCUUGCGGAGACAAUGAUUGAUAAAGGUGUAACAGAAUCCAAAAAUGAAGAGCAGCUUGUGGAGAUAAACCAAAAUACAGGUACUUUGAAGAAUAAAAAAGACACUGCAAUUCAGGAAGCAAGCAAGAUAAAUGCAGGGACAAGAAAGGGGAAGGUUGAACGAUUAUGGUGUGAGAUUUGUCGAGUUGGUACUUUCUCACAAGUUGUGAUGGAAGGUCACAAAAAAGGGAAAAAACACAUAAGUAAAAUGAAGAAAUUCAGUCAAAACAAUGUAAGUUCUCCAUCCACAUCAGGUAGUGAAGCUCCCAAGUUGAUCAAAGAUACAGAUGGUGUCAACAAAGAAACAGAUCAAAGGAUAACACCUGUAGUGCAGAUAGAAACAAUAUUUAGAUGAUAUUGGCAACUGCUUACUAGUUAUUAGUUAUGUAUUGGAGCCUUACUUACAUGAGGAACUCAUUUGACAUUCUGAAGUGUGUUUGUUUAACUGUUAACAUCUUUUUUGAGCUCUGAAUAUUAUGAUAUCUGACUUGUAUUUUAAAGAAUUUUAAUUUUUUUAAUUGAACUGGACAUGAUACUUGGUUGAUAAUUU